AUGAAGACCCUAUCAAGGAGUACAACACUAUGUGGGACGAGAAUAUUUCUAUUUGUAAAUACGCAUGUACGAUUUUAUAAAGAAUCACUACCAAAAGUAUUCAACAAGAAAAGUAACCAUUCAAGCCAAUGGAUACAAAGACAAAUAACAGACAGGUAUGUACUGAAAGCAAAAAAUGAGAACUAUAGAAGUAGAGCAGCAUAUAAGUUAAUUGAAUUAGACAAUAAAUAUAUGUUCCUUAAGAAAAAUAAAAUAAUACUAGAUAUUGGUUGUUACCCUGGUAGUUGGUGUCAAGUAAUUUUAGAAAGAACGAAAAAUUAUUCAAAUGAAAUUAUAGGAAUUGAUAAAAAAAUAAUGGACCCAUUACCAAAUAUACAUUUUAUACAAGCAGAAAUAGGAGGAGAAAAAAAAAAUGAAAAUAAUACCCUUCUUGAUGAUAAAUUAAGAGAAAUAUUGCAAGGAAAAAAAAUUGAUAUAAUAUUAAGUGAUGCAGCUGUACCUUGUAUAGGCAACAAAAUUGAUGAUCAUUUGAACUCAUGUGAACUUACAUUAUCUAUAACUAAUUUUAUGGAACAGUAUAUAAACAUGGGUGGUACUUAUGUCGUCAAAAUGUACCUAGGCAGCCAAACGGAGAAUUUAAAGACAUAUUUAAAAACCAUAUUUCAAUUUGUCAAUACUACUAAACCAAAGGCAUCUAGGAGUGAAUCUAGGGAAGUAUACUUAGUGUGUCGGAAUUUUCUCGGUCGAAAGAAAAUUGGAGAAGAUGUACAGAUUAAGGGGGCUUUUUCAUUGAAGGAGGGUUAUUACUAG
Plasmodium gonderi is the source of this 810-nucleotide messenger RNA. RefSeq names its product ribosomal RNA large subunit methyltransferase J. The transcript has a single exon. The record is from RefSeq and is a predicted model, not a curated record. Gene Ontology annotation, molecular function: rRNA (uridine-2'-O-ribose)-methyltransferase activity. The coding region runs from base 1 to 810 and encodes 269 amino acids. Gene Ontology annotation, biological process: RNA methylation. NCBI's taxonomy places the organism in Eukaryota, Apicomplexa, Aconoidasida, Haemosporida, Plasmodiidae.